Molecule: messenger RNA, 3130 nt
Organism: Fundulus heteroclitus (mummichog)
Lineage: Eukaryota; Metazoa; Chordata; Actinopteri; Cyprinodontiformes; Fundulidae
Product: GRAM domain-containing protein 4
Exons: 19
Coding region: 283-2046 (587 amino acids)
Biological process (GO): apoptotic process; negative regulation of toll-like receptor 9 signaling pathway
Source: RefSeq, a predicted model, not a curated record
ACAGCACUGAUUAUUGUGUCAGGUGGAGGGAGCGCAGCUCGGCUCUAUUCACAAACACCCACGUUUGGAUUUUUUUUUAAUUCCCCCCUCGGGGCAGAGAACAGCUCCAGGUCCGAAGCGGCGCUCACAGCUGUUGUUUUGGUGCUUGUGUGCCCGAGGAGCGGCUCUGACCUGGUUUCCACUGGGCUUGGAAAGCACAGGGGAGUGGGAAAGUUUAUAUUAUCUUCGGCUCUCCGGCAUCGGUCAUGUUCAGGUAGAGGCCAGGACCUGAGGCCGGCCACCAUGCUGAGGCGUCUCGACAGGAUCCGGUUCCGGGGACAGAGGCGGGACGAGUUCCUUGACCCGGCCGAGUCGCCCAACACGUCGGACACGGAGUGCAGCGACGAUGUUGUGAUAAAACCCCGCGCCUCUCUCAGAGAGGUGGAAGAGCUGAGGGAAGCAGAGGGAGAGCUGCAGAUUGAUGCCCAGGCUGGUCCUGGAUCAUUUUCUGCAGGUCUCCAAGAGGAGCCAAAGACUGAUUUGAAUGAAGUCAAAGGUCUCCUAGAAAUCGCUUUGUUAGAAAAACACUACUUACAGGAGGAGCUGGAUAAACUGAGGGAUGAGACCCACAUAUAUUCACUUAAACAGGAACUGGAGAAGGAGCGAUGCAGACGCUUCGAGCUGGAACAGAAGGUCAACGAUGCCAUAAAAUCAGGACUUGAAGAUUCACCAUCUCAGACACCUAAACCUCCAUCCCCUCAACCAUCUGUAAGCAGCAAUACAGAAAAACAAAAAGAGACUCUAUCCAACAGCUUCCUGAAAUGGAUUUACGAUCGUUUUGGAGGUUAUAUCGAAGACUUCCACUUCCAACCAGAGGAGGUGACGGUGGAGACGGAGGAGCCACUUAGUGCCAGGAGGCUCACUGAAAACAUGAGACGACUCAAACGCGGUUUCAGGCCGGUGACUAACUUCAUGAGGAACCUGUCUGCUUUAUCCAGCUGGUACUCUGUGUACACGUCUGCCAUUGCCUUCAUUGUGUACAUGUAUGCAGCGUGGCAUGGCUGGGCCAUCCCCAUGUUCCUGUUCCUUGCAAUUCUCCGCCUUUCGUUAAAUUAUCUCAUUUCCAGAGGCUGGAGGAUCCAGUGGAGCAUCGUACCUGAAGUCUCUGAGCCAUUGGAACCUCCAAAAGAAGACUUGACUGUAUCGGAAAAGUUCCAGCUGGUUCUGGAUGUUGCUCAGAGAGCUCAGAAUCUUUUUGGAAAGAUGGCCAACAUCCUUGAGAAGAUCAAAAAUCUGUUCAUGUGGGUCAAGCCAGAGUUGACUCAGAAGCUCUACGUUGGACUGUGGGUGGCCUUCAUCUCCUCCUGCCUGUUGCCUUACCAGCUGCUGGGCUUCUUUAUGGGAGUUUAUGCGGGUAUCAAGUUCUUCAUCAUCGACUUCAUCUUCAAAAGUUGCCCCAAGCUGCGGCAGCGCUUUGACACACCCUACAUCAUCUGGACCAAUUUACCCACCGACCUGCAGCUGAAGGAGCGCAGCAACACCACACUGAGCAGACGGGUUACAACAGCGGGGGGCCGAGGGAGCGUUUCUACUGCUGCUCCACUGGGUAGCAGCCGAGAAGAGGAUGGAGGGCGAUACUACACCACAAAGAGAGGAGCUUUUCAUGAGGUCUUUAAUCUUCCAGAGACUGAGCGCCCUCUGCCAGUGUGUGAGAACGGCUGGCGCUGCUGCCUGAUCAAUAGAGACAGGAAGACUCCAACAGACUACAUCCGUAACGGAGUCCUUUAUGUCACAGAGAACUACCUGUGUUUUGAGAGUUCCAGCUCAAGGUCUGGAUCCUCAAAGAGGAACAAAGUCAUCAAACUGACCGAAAUCACUGAAAUCAUGAAAUACAAGGUAUUGUCAGUGUUGCCGGGUUCGGGGAUGGGGAUCUCCAUAGCAACGCCUACCACAGUAAAGCCAAUGGUGUUUGGUGCCAUGAUGCACAGAGACGAGGCAUUUGAUGCCAUCUUCUCCCAGCACACAAAGAUGGUUGAAAAGGCCAGAGCCAGAAAUCCAGAGACGUAGGUGCUAUCCGAGACCACCUUCGGCACACCGCUGGGAGUCCGGUGUCCUGUGUCCCGUCCGUGCUACGUUCAAAGUAGUUUAUGAAACUGUGGAGCAUCAGCCUGUAAGUUCACCGCUGUUGGAGGCGUGUCUACGGGGAGCAGACGUUUUCUGUUCAGUCUGGCUCAGCGGAGCCUCAACUUUGGUUUGCAUACUUCACAUGCAAUGUGACUCUGUAGCUGAGGAAGUAUGUGCUGAUAUUACAGCAGGUGUUUUUAAAUUCAGUUUUACAAUCUCCUUCACACGAUGGCAGCCUUAAUGCAAGCCCUGGAACAGGUCUCUCCUUCAGCAGUGACUUUUUCAAACACUUGCUGUCCUUUUGAUUAAACUGCUGGGCUGUUUCUGGUGGAAAUGUAAAUAAUUGACAUUUGGGUGUUUUUUUUCAGCUGUUUUUUUUUUUUUUUUAAACUGUAUGUUAUUAGCCAGCCAGUUUGAACUAUUAGGGGUUCACAGAUUUUAUUUUAUUUUUAGCUAUUGUGCUCGGUCAUUUGCAUCUUAGGAGCUAGUUGAGCUGCUAAUAGGCUACCAACAUAACACCACAAUGUUUCUAGAACACAGUUUUUGUUUCAUCUUCAAAGUUUAUAAGAAACGUUUGUAAAAGGAAUCCCAUAACAUUCAGUUCUCUGAUGGCUCAUUUGAGAGCUCAUUUAUUCUUGCUUUUCUGUCAUAGCCUCCUGCAAAAUCGACUCCAUUGACCAGAAAAGAGCCUCAAUAAUUGUGACCCUAUAAGGGCUUGGUUGGGUGUUCUGUUUACAGAGCUGCACAAUAUACAGGGAGUAAAAUAAGUAUUGAACAUGUUGGCAUUUUUCUCAGUUAAUGUUUCUAAUAUUUUUGUUGAUAUGACAUUUAGACCAAAUUUAAUUUAAUUCAGUUUAUUCAUAGAGAACCAAUCACAACAAAUAUUGUCUCAAAGAAUUUGCUAGAAAAUGUCAAUUCAAUCCAAUCAUACAGAAUGCUUCCAAUUGAUUCCAGUAAUUAAAACAAUGCAGUCAAGUUCAUUUUACGAUAUACAAUAUUUAUCUCGAUAUGUUUUUGUUUUCCUAAA